AGGUAACAUAUAACUUAUUAUCUAUAUUUAGUGACAAAUAUGAUAAAUAUUUUACAAGUGUAUGUCAUUUGCAGAUUCUUCUUGAUAUUAAAGGACUAUGUUGGCAAUAAAGCACAACCUGAGGGUUCCAUUGCAGAGGGAUUUAUUGCUGAGGAAGGGAUUUCAUAUUGUUCCAAAUAUUUGGAGGGAAAUAGCCAAAAUAUUAGAACAAAUGGAUUGUCACUUGAAAAUAAAGAUGUGUUUCUGUUCUCUAGUGGUGGUAUUUCAUUGGGAAAGGUCUCUUCACUUGUACUAGAUGAUAAAUCAUUAACCCAAGCACAUAGAUAUGUGCUACGUCAUUGUGAUAGUCUUAUACCAUUAAGAGAACAUUUCAAAGAUGGUGAGAAAAGAAAGAGGCGCGCGCACACACAUCUUACAACUUCGGAUGUCGAGAAACUUAUUAACGAAAAAUUUCAUGAAUGGUUGAGAUUGAGAAUAACAGUUAUGGGUGAUGGUGGUCCAGAAGUAACAGAAGAAAUUAAGGUCCUAGCCAAGGGGCCCAAUAAAAUUGCACGUACAUAUAAAGGUUUUUUUAUUAAUGGAUAUACCUUUCACAUUAAAAUCAGAGAUGAGAAUAAGAAAACUCAGAAUUAUGGUGUUGUUAAUAGCACAGAAAUUGGAAACUUCAAUUAUUAUGGGAAAAUUAAUGAUAUUAUUGAGAUAAAUUAUUCAGAUAAGUUCAAAGUGGUGCUAUUCAAAUGCGAUUGGGCGAACACAACUGGCACCGGUGUAAAGCAAAAUCAGUUUGGUUACACUUUGGUGAAUUUUUCACGACUUAUUCACACUGGUCAUAAAUUAGAAGAUGAUCCAUUUGUUUUCUCUUCGCAAGUUGAACCGGUCUACUACAUUCAAGAUCCUAAAAAUACAAAUUGGAAUUUUGUUGUUCGUAUGAGGCCUAGAGAUGUAUAUGAUUCAAGUAUUUCUCGUAGCAAAUAA
Messenger RNA from Dendrobium catenatum, 975 nucleotides. RefSeq lists its product as uncharacterized. Lineage: Eukaryota; Viridiplantae; Streptophyta; Magnoliopsida; Asparagales; Orchidaceae. The record is from RefSeq and is a predicted model, not a curated record. Bases 40 to 975 code for a protein of 311 amino acids. The transcript has 2 exons.